Molecule: messenger RNA, 2463 nt
Organism: Solenopsis invicta (red fire ant)
Lineage: Eukaryota; Metazoa; Arthropoda; Insecta; Hymenoptera; Formicidae
Gene: CkIIalpha
Product: casein kinase II subunit alpha
Exons: 8
Coding region: 341-1504 (387 amino acids)
Biological process (GO): protein phosphorylation
Cellular component (GO): protein kinase CK2 complex; cytosol; nucleus
Molecular function (GO): ATP binding; protein serine/threonine kinase activity
Source: RefSeq, a predicted model, not a curated record
GUCUAGAUUUUUGAAGUUUAUGGCGGGUUGCCGGCUGCCAUCUUGCACCUCGCUCGUUUGAGAAGCCGGCCGCCCUAAAAAAUCCGGAGUUUCACGCGUUCGCGCGGCCUUAGGAACUUUGCGAGCGAGUUUUGUGCACUCGCAACAAAUUCAGGAGUCUGUCGUGUUUAAUCCGAUCAAGAUUCGGGCUCGGAAUGCUUUAGGUUUAUUACUGUUCUCACAAGCGCGUAGCUGGAUAAGCAAGGGAGUCAGAGUCGCUAAUAGCUGUAAGUUUGGAAUAGACAGUCGAGAUAGCGUACCGAUCAACAAGACACUUAUUGAUAAUAGUAUCUCUGAGAGAAUGGCUUUACCAAGUAGAGCACGCGUGUAUGCUGAUAUAAAUUCACAUAAACCAAGAGAAUACUGGGAUUAUGAAUCUUACGUUGUUGACUGGGGGCAACAAGAUGAUUAUCAGUUAGUGAGAAAAUUAGGCAGAGGUAAAUAUAGUGAAGUAUUCGAGGCCAUAAACGUUACAAACAAUGAAAAUUGUGUUGUAAAAAUAUUGAAGCCUGUUAAAAAGAAGAAAAUAAAAAGGGAGAUAAAAAUUUUAGAAAACCUUAAAGGUGGGACCAACAUAAUUACACUCCAAGCAGUUGUCAAAGAUCCAGUCUCAAGGACGCCAGCACUGAUUUUCGAACAUGUUAACAAUACAGAUUUCAAGCAAUUAUACCAGACGUUAACCGACUACGACAUAAGAUACUACCUCUACGAAUUAUUAAAAGCGCUAGACUAUUGUCACAGUAUGGGAAUUAUGCACAGGGAUGUGAAACCGCACAAUGUUAUGAUAGAUCAUGAAAAUCGAAAAUUGCGAUUGAUUGACUGGGGUUUAGCAGAGUUUUACCAUCCUGGUCAAGAAUAUAAUGUACGAGUAGCUUCUCGCUAUUUCAAAGGCCCAGAAUUACUCGUAGAUUAUCAAAUGUACGAUUACUCAUUAGAUAUGUGGUCAUUGGGCUGUAUGCUUGCUAGUAUGAUAUUCAGGAAAGAACCGUUUUUUCAUGGACACGAUAAUUAUGACCAAUUAGUUCGAAUUGCAAAAGUUCUCGGGACUGAAGAACUGUUCGAAUAUCUUGACAAGUAUCAUAUUGAGUUAGAUCCUCGUUUCAACGAUAUUUUAGGCCGACAUUCACGUAAGCGUUGGGAACGCUUUGUGCAUUCGGAGAAUCAACAUCUAGUGUCCCCGGAUAGUUUGGAUUUUCUUGACAAACUUUUACGCUAUGAUCAUUUCGAAAGAUUAACUGCACGUGAAGCAAUGGAACAUCCAUAUUUUUAUCCUAUAGUAAAAGAACAGGGUCGUUUGACCAUGGUGUCAUCAUCACCUACUCCCAUGGCAGGCUCAGUGCCUGUAGAUCAUCGUGGCAUAACAAUGAGCAGCGUAUCGGUUCAUGGGACAAACGGAUUGGAGGGCAUGGAGCAAAUUGGAAGUGGGUGUUUGACUCUUUCAGAAGAACUGCCUCAACUCUUAUAAAUUCAGCAAUUCUAAGCAGUAAUUCUCACCGAGUCCCAGUCCACUACAGAAUAUAACAAUACAACAGCAAAUAUUUCGUAUCGUCAAAUGUAUUCUUUACACGAAAGUCAUUCUGGUUUGUAGUAAUGGCUUCAUCGAUCCAACCAUCAUUAAGACUGAAGCAUCUCAUUUUGCUGUGUUUCUUUUAAAAAUAUAUAACUAUUCAAAAUCUGCAAUGUACUUAGGGAAUGACGAGAAAUUAGGAUUCUGGCGUAAAAUUUGUCGCAUAAAGAUACAUGCUCCGUCUAUUUUGGUCGGCAUGUAUGUGUAUCAAAGAUAGCGCAUUACUUACCUCCGUUUUACAAUUUGCGAUGCGCUGCCCUGACUCUGCUAUUUUUUCCGAUUUUGCUAUUAUCGUGUUUUUGACAGAUCUAUAAGUGCAUAUAAAAAUACAACUAGAUUCAUUUUUAUUUGAAAGAUGAUUACUUGUAGUCACAUAAUACGUACAGUGACGGAGACUUUAAAUGAUCAUCUUUAUUCACACAUUUCCAUACAUGUACACUCAUACAUGACAAAUACACAACACACAUAUCCACACACGCACGAGCGCGCGCGCACGCGCGCGUGUGUGUGUGUGUAUGCGUACGUGCGCGCACGCGCGCGAGUGUCCAAUUACCCUUGUACACAUACCUUAAACAAUUCGAUUUAAUACUUUUAACAAUAAUAAAAAUGUUUGUUUAUAUUUGAUGCAACAAUAGUUGAAUAAAAUAUUUGUUAUAGCCAAGGACAUUCUUUGUGCUUUGUGAAUACUUGCUCUGUGCAUCCAUCGACCGCCAUUAUUAUUCAACAAAAAUGUAAAAAAUUAAUACUAGAUGCGCAACGUAAAAUAAAUUUGUUACGUAUAUUUUUGCCAUAAAUAGUUUUUAAUUUGUACUAGAAAGAAAUCAAAAUAAAUAGAAGCAGGUUUGCGGUAAAUUCUA